AAUUAUUUGUGUGAACUUGCAAUGACAGUUAUUCAUACGCACAUGUUGCUUCAGUUUAGUUGUUAAAUAUAUUCAAGUUAAACUUUUAGUAGUUUUAUUUCAUGAUAUAGUAAGUUGGCUUUUACAAUUUCAAUCGUGACAAAAUGUUAAUUUUUCUAGAAAGUACAUAACUUUUUGUAAAUCUAACCUUGAAUAAUGUGCGCAUUUUCCAGAGCUGAUUUAAAACGUUUAUGUAAUCAUUUAUUUUUAUUUAAUUUUCAUUGGCUUAUAAUUUAUGAGAAGAAACUAAUGCAUUUAUCGUAUAUCAAUGAAUAUAUUACUAUUUGUUUUAGAUAAGAUUGGACACUAUUUAAAAACGUUACAAAUUUUUAUAUAUUCAAGAUUCACAAGCAAAAUCUAUUUACCAUAUGUAUCCACAAAAUUCACUUGUUUCGUUAUUGGUUAAUUAUCAUGAUUUUGAUGAUGAUGAAGAAACAGAUGAAAAUAUCCAGAAUAAUUUUAACAUUUUCAAUUUGAUUACAUCCAAAUCAGAUAGAGUUCUCCAGACGGUCUUGAUGGUAGUUCAAAUAUUAAUAGUAAAAGUCUUGAUAUAUCCAAUCAUCCUGAUCAAAAUCUGCUUGCAGAAAAAUCUGUUAAAAUAUCGAAUGGCGUUAAUCACUUAUUUUCACAAUUUGAAUUUAACAAUAUCUUGCUUCCAUCUGAAUCAACAGGUAGUUGUGCACUUACAUUGCAAGAUAAAAUUAUAAAAUUUUAUCAAAAAAUUGAAGCAAGACAAUUAGAUAUUUUUAUCGAACACAGUGGUCCAAAGAUUCUUUUUAUGAUAAGUUAGCAAUAGCACUGAAUGAUGAAAUGAAAGAGUUAUUAUUAAAAAAAUAAUGUUAGAAAAACUAUUCAUUUGCAUUGCAUCUCUUGCUUGAGAGCCACAGAUAUACCAUUAUCAACAACAUUUGUAAGCAGUAAAAUUCAGAAUAUAACAUAAAGGUGUUUUUUUGUAUUUUCUAUGUUGAUCUACCUUUGUAACUGAUAUGUGAAAAUAAAUCUAAAUAUAAUACACAUGUACAUACUAACAUUAAAAAUUAUAAAUUGUUGAUUCAUGUUUCUUAUGCUUUAUAAUUACUGUUUUUAUUUGAAUACAUAAAAUAUUAUUUUAACAGUAAGUGCGAUUCAUAAUGAUUUUUAAUAAUAAUAUCCAUAAACAUGGCAAUUCAUCUAAGUAAUAUAAAGAAUGGGCUUCCAUGUCACAAUUUGUGUUUGAGUAAAACAAAAAUUAUACAUGACAAUAAAAACAAAUAAUCAGCAACUCCAAUAUACUUAAAAGUAAAAUAAAAUAACUCAAACAAUGACAAGAUUCCUAGAAUAGCUAGAAACAAAACCAAAACGUCUAAAUUAUUAUUCUAACGUUUCUCUCUCAUUUGAUAAUUUGACUACCUAAUUUUGACAAUGUCGGUUUUUAAUAUAGGCUUUUACAUUAAUAUUUUAUUUUACAUAUAAAAGCAAACAGGUGCUGCUUUUUCAUGGGAGCAGGAAUCACAAACGUAUUACGGUUUCUAUGGCAACCUCUUUAUAUAUAAACACACAUAGCGUAAACGUAUUUAUAUCUUCUAAUAAUCUGUAGACAACAUUUUUGACACGAUUAAACAAUCUCAUAGACUAUAAAUUUAUAUGGCGUGUGCUAAUAAAUUCCAAGUUUAAUAAGUUUUUGUUGUAUUUUGUUGCUGUAAUAAAGAUUUGAUGACGUGCGUAAUAGUGAAGUUAUAAUGUCGUACUUUUUCGGAUCAACAAGCACAAAUGGUUUCAUAAACCGAGGAAGAAGAAAGCAUGCGAGGCAUAGGAGCACAUCCAACGAUAGUGACGUCGCCUCAAUUCAUGGAUCGAAGCAUCGCAAAAAACAUAGCUCGUCGGGCAAGUCCAUAUUAAAACCCAAGUCGUUUAAGGACUCAUCGGUCAGGUUUGAUUUAAGCGAUGUAUCAUCGAAGGGCAAAAGCAAACGCUGCUUACACAAAGAAAUCGCCAGAUUGGUCGAACAAAACAAUGUACUGACGACGAAGCUGGAAGGUACGAAUCCCAGAUCAGUUAGCUCGUCAGCCAUAAAAGAACGAGACGAGCUACUAUUGAAUUUGAAGAAGAAGUACCUGCAGUUGGAGCAGAAUUACUACGAGAUGCAAGCGGACCAUGACAGAAUAAGUUUGUUGUUAGCGAAGCGAGAGAAUGAAUUAAGACAGUUAAACAUGAACCGGGAAGAAUCGACGCUGGUUAUAAGAAAUUUAGAACAAGAGCGCAACAAGUCUAUCAGCCUUGUACAAAAAUUCAAAACUGACAAUUCGCAGUUACACGAAGAUGUCAAUCUGUUGAAAAAUUUGGUCUACCGCUUGAACGUUGAAAUCGAAAAGUACCAAGAUAAAUUUAGGUCUGAGGAUAAUAAAACAGUUGUUAUAGAUGAAACCGAGGUAAAUUACGAAAAUAAGCACGUAUUGGAAACUUGGGGUAAAGUCAAUUUUCAUGCUUUGAGUCCUUUGUUGAAUGCCUACGAUGAGAAUAUUAACGAGAAAAAUGAUUUGGUACAAAAGUUCAAGAAAGAAUUGGACCAUUUCACUGGUAAACUGAAGAAUGUCAUUACGGAGAACGAGGAUCUUCACAUCCAAAUUGAGAACUUUAGAGUGCAGGUUCAUAAAUGCACCGAGGAGAUGAAAACCGUUGAAAAAGACGCCGCUAUAAUAAAGGAACACAACGAUCUGCUAUCAAGACAAAUUGCACUGCAAAGGCAAAAACUGCAAGAGGUUCACGCCGUCUACGAGCGAAAAGUUGAGUCAAUGUCGGAAGACAACGGCAAACUACAUAAAGACUACACGCAAUGCAAGACCGAGUUGAGCAACUUGAAAGGCAAGUAUGAAAUUAUGAGCCAGGAGUACGAAAAAUUCAACGCUAACAUUGAGAAGACGAUGCCAGUAUCAGUGCAUAAUAAAGCCGUCGAAGAAUGUCGAAGAUUGUUCGAGGAAUUGAAGCAGCAAUACGACUCAGAAAAGAAGAAAUUGAAUAAUCGGAUAAAGUAUUUGGAGGAAAUAGUACCGGAGAAUGAGAAGCAAAUAGCGAUACUUACAGCAGAGCGGGAUCAACUUAAAAAUCAAUUAACCAAUUCUGAGCUGCAUUCAAAAGAGGCACAGCAUCAAUUAAAAGAUUUGCAGAAAGUCAGUCACUCGAUUGAGAAAUCACGAGACUUUUACGAGCAAAAGCUUACAAAGUGUAACAUACGUUGUAAGAAACUGUUGGAGGAGCAGAAGAAAAUUGUUUUGGAGAAGAAUAAAUUGGCGGAGCUUCUUCGCGAAAAAGAGAAGGAGAAUGAAAAUAUUCAAUAUUUAGGAAGUAACAUUGCGUGGAGAAUGAGUAAUCUAAAAAGCCAACUGAAAAUCGUUCAAGAAGGUGCCAAAGAACAACUAGCUACAGUUGAAAAACAUAUAAAAAAUCAAGAACAAGGAGCAGAUCAAUUGAAAAGCGAGUAUCAAAGAGAAAUGCAACGACUGAAACAAUUGCUAUUGCAAAAGGACGAUAUUAUUCAAAAACUGCAAAGAGAAAAGGCUACAACUCAAGAUAAUUUAGAAAUGAUGUGGAGAGCAGCUACAUCUAGUGGUAGAAAGUAAAGUUGAGAUCACGCAAUUGUAAAUAUUAGCUUAGAAUUUAUUUUAUUACUAGACGGCAAGCGCAUUUAAGUGUUUUAUAUUCGUAAUGUUUUAGAAAUAAUUCAAUUGCCUUUAAUUGGUAAAAAAAUGGACAAUAAGUAAUUGAUAUUGCAUUGAAUUUCAUUCUAUGUUAUGUACACACCAUAGACUGAUAAAAAGCUACCUCAAUUGAUUCCACAAAUAGCAUAGAAUGUAUUGGAACUAAGAAGUUCCUAAUUUAUUGUGUAAAAAAAUUAUAUUUUCGUGAAACUAGAGCGAAAGCAAUUGUUUUUGAAAUUUUAAUCAUUUGAUCUCUGAAUUCAGAAGACAGAUAAUUUCAGAUAACAUCAUACAAAGUAAAAAGACUUUCCAUAUCUUUCCAACCACGCUUGCUUUGCCAAACUCAUGGAAAAAGAUCAAACAAGGAGUUAAAGAUCAAUCAAGGAAAGGUAUGAAAAACCUGAUUGAAAGAAAGUUCAUUUCAAGAAAGAGACAAAUAAAUGUAUGAAUACAAUUUGAUUGAGGUAGACCGGAUUUCAGGCAGAUAUUUUGACAAAAGUUCAGACUACAGAUCAUUCAAGGAAAUGAUAAUACUAGGUGAGAAAGUAUACUUCCAUUUAAGAGUUCAGAAAAGUAGAUUAACUCUGAUUUCAUAGCUGUUUUCAAUUCCGAUACAAGUGAAUUCGGUAAACAGGAUGAAUUUUAAAGUAUUGCACGUAGAUGCAGUAAAGGACCGACUUCGAACAUCAUAUCAUGUAUCAUUUCAGGUAACGAUCGUAACAUCAUAAGAUAAUCUAUGUUCUUAGAUUCUUUAAAUAUGGGAAUAUAUUUUCUCAGCUGGUAUUAUCAUUUCCUUGAAUGCCUUUUGUCGUUUGAACUUUUUUUAAACAAAUCUGAUUGAAAUUCUACAUGAUAACGUUGUAUUUAUUGAUUUAUUUCUCUCUCCUCUAAAACUAUCUAUCCCUGAGUCGAGGUUUUCGUACUUUCCUGGAUUGAUCUUUAACUCCUUGUUUGAUUUUUUUUAAUUGAGUUUGGGUAAUGUAUGUUAAGUUUGAAAGAUGUAUAAUUCGUCUUUUAGCUGGUAUGAUCGUUACCUGAAAUGAUCUAGUUCUUCAUUGGUUUUUUACUACAUCUGCCUGCAGAGAUAUACGACUAAAACUAUGUAUAAGGUUAAUCCUUUUCAUUAAAUUUAUCUAUAUAGAAUAGAAAAAAAACUCUCAAAUGUCUGUAUAGAAUAGAAAAAUUCUUAAAAAUCUGUAUAGAAUAGAAAAAAAUUCUUGCUUAAAUUUCUCUUUUAUGGGAUCUAUUUGUUAUCUUAUCUCAAUAUCGUAUUUAUUUAAAUAUUUGUCUCUUCCUUGAAAUUAACUCUUCUUCAGUCAGGAUUUUUAUGUUUCCUGGAUUGUUAAUUAUCUUUAUUUUCAAAAUAAGUUAAUUGCAAACAAAUAAAAAUAUAUUUUCAUUGAAUUUCUAAAUGUUGCAUUGGAAAAAACGGUCAUAUAUAAAAAAGUCACCUCAAAUACUAAAAAUCAAUGAUUAUAAAAUAUGAUUGCUUAGCUAAUUUUAUACUUCAAUGCCCAUUUUACGUUAUUUUGGACUUGAUCUUGUACAAUGCCAUAUAUAAAGUCAAAGAUACUAUAUUUGAUUCGGAUGAACUAUGGCAUUACUUUGAUGCAUAAAAGUUUAUUGUUUUGUUCCAAAAUAAGCAUAUUGAAUUAGAAAAAUUCUGUGUACUGUCGUAAGUCUUACAUAGCCUUGAGCGUAUUGCGCAAUGAUAGUUUGUUACUUCGUUGUACCAGAAAAAAAUAUUAUUAUUGUUAUGUUACAAGACGUACGAAACUCACUACGUUUUGUUAUGCGAUUUUGGCAAUGCAGCUAUAUGAUGUUCUGUACCAGAUUGCGAUGAUGGAAGAGCGUGAAGUAAGAGCAGAAGUAAUAGUUCUUAUUUAUGAUUAAAAUUAAAAAUAACGAUAUUCAUGUAACUAUAAAAUAAGCAGCAAUGAGCAUAAAUUUUUGGUAAAAUUUAUUUUGUUGCGUUAGCAGAUUUCAAAGAUGUACUUGAAUUUGCGAAUUGCCGCGGGCGGAGGAGAAAUAAGAUUUCAUAAGAAUCGAUUAAAGGUUAUUAGGAACUUUGAAAAAAACAAAAACUAAUGGGUUUUAUAUCUUGAGACACUGGUGUUUUUAUAUAAUG
Molecule: messenger RNA, 5841 nt
Organism: Phymastichus coffea
Lineage: Eukaryota; Metazoa; Arthropoda; Insecta; Hymenoptera; Eulophidae
Gene: Cep89
Product: protein Cep89 homolog
Exons: 6
Coding region: 1758-3635 (625 amino acids)
Biological process (GO): chemical synaptic transmission; mitochondrion organization; cilium assembly
Cellular component (GO): ciliary transition fiber; centriole
Source: RefSeq, a predicted model, not a curated record